Messenger RNA from Entrophospora candida, 3324 nucleotides. NCBI's taxonomy places the organism in Eukaryota, Fungi, Glomeromycota, Glomeromycetes, Entrophosporales, Entrophosporaceae. The record is from the annotation of a GenBank genome assembly.
AUGACAGAAAUUAUAUUAGGAAGAACAUGGUUAAAAGAUCUAGGAGAUCAUAUAAUAGUAGAUACAUACGGAACAAUAAAUAGAAGAAAUGGAAACAAAAUAGGAAAAACAAUUAUCACAUUAUAUAACUCAUCAAUGAAAACAAAAGCGGAAAAUAUAAACGAAAUACAGGAAAUAUGUACAGAAGAAAAACAAAACAUAUACGAAAUUACUGAAGAGGAAUGCAUAGAGGCACUGACAGAUUAUUUUACACCACAGGGUUUAAUGAAAAUAGCAGGAAAAGAAAUUAUAGGAUUUAUGUUAAGAACUAUAGAUCAAAAAUUCGAUAUAUCGAGAGGAAUAACUGAAAAAACAGCACGAUAUAUUAGAAAAUACUUAGUAGGAACAGUGAAACAAUUUAUUUCAACUCAAUUAAAAGAAUAUAUGGUAGAUUAUAUGCUAAAUAUAAUAGAGAAAGUAGUAGUACCGGAUUCAUUAAUAGAAAAACAAGUCGAUAAAUUACUGACAUAUGUACUAAAAAAGACAAAUCUAAUAACAAGAAAUAUAUUUUACUUUGCUGAAAUGGAAAAAGAAGAAGAAGUUUACGAAAAAAUUGAAGAAAUAUUCGAAGAAGAAGAAAAUGAAUCAGAACCAGAAUACGAAUAUGAUAUAGAUAUAUACGAAUGGAUGGACCCAGAAAAAGAAGAAUUUGACAAAGAAAAUACAGAAGUAUACGCAGAAAUGCUUGAGGAAAAUUUAGAAAAACUAGAAGAAUUAAAGAUAUUCGAAUGCGAAGAUAGUAUAGAAAUAUUUAAUUGGGCAAACCCAUGGAGAAACAAGAAUGAAGUAGCACCAGGGGUAAAUACAAAGAAUUUGACGUUUAAGAAAAGAAGUGAAAUAGAAACACAGAAAACUUGGAAUAGGAAUAACGAAAUAAAAUUCGGAAAUAAUCAGAGUAAUUACAGAAGACCAGAAUUUAUAAGAGGAACUAUAGUAUCUCGACCAGGAAAACCACCAAUAAUGACAAGAGAAGUAAUUGGAGAAAGAGAACAAAAUGCACCAACAUAUACACCAGAACCCAAAGAAGGAGAAAGGAGAGAAGAGUACACACCAGUAGAUACACCAACGGAAACUCCAAACACAACGGAUAACGAAGGAAGAGAAACAAAAAGAAUAUACAACAAGAAUGCCAAUAGAAACAAAUUUUCGAAAAGAAAAUUUUCUAGAAAAGGCAAAAAAGAUAGGAUCAAAGAAAAAGGCAUAAAUUAUACAAAUAAGAAAGAUUCAGGAUACGAUACUCUAUCAGGAUACAAAGAAACAGCUAGAAUAAAUCCAUUUAGAAGUAGACAACAAGGAUCAGGAAGAGCCAUAUCAGCGGCUAGACCAACGACAGCUACAGUUACAACAGCAGGAAGAAAUAAUACAGGAGGAAGAAUUACGCUCAUAUCGAGAUUGUAUCAAUCUGGAGAAAGAGGAAAUUCAUUUACAGCAAUAGGAAAAGUCGGUAACACUGAGAUAAAAAUAAUAUUUAAUAUGGAAAGAGAAUACGAUGUAAUAUCAAACGCUACAUUAGCACAAAGAAUAGGUGGAGGAAACCACAAUCUAAGAACGGAAGACCAAGCAUUAGUAACAUCAGGAUUACCAGAAGAAUUAUCAAGUAAUAGAAGAAUUACACAGAAAAAGUCAGAUGAUUCAGUGUGCAUAGAAUUCGAAUAUUUUAUAAUAUUAUGUAAGAAAAUAUUCAUAAAUAAUAGUACAACAAAUAGCAACUAUAUAAGUAUAGGACUAAAAACUAUCAAACAGAAUGGAAUAGAAUUUAACUUUAAUAAAAAUCAGUUUAGUAUACCAAACCCAGAAUAUGAGCCAAACCAACAAAAACCAAGAUUAUAUGCUAGCAACAUAUACGAAAGAUCAGAUUAUGGAAGAAGACCACUGCAACUAUCAGAAUUACAAGAUUCGGAUGAUGACUCGGAUUAUUCUGAGGAAAUAGAAAUGUUAAAUGAAGAGUCAGAUAAUGAAAUUAUAAUGGAAAAUAUGAUUAAAGAAGAAUUUAACUCAACAUGGUUAAUGGAAGAAUAUAACUAUCAAGUUAGAAAAGUAAACUUCAAUAGUAAGGAGAAGCUAAAUAUACCUUAUUAUGGGAUAAUAGAAGGAGAAUUAUCAAACGAAAGAAUAAGAAAAGCUCGAUCAAAAGAAUUACUAAAAACCCAUUACUGGAAGGAAGAAGAACAUCCUAAAAAAACAAUAGAAAGAAUUACCAAAUAUUACAAAAUAGGAAAUAAAGAGGAAGAAGAAAUAUGUGAAAAAUACAACACGAAUAACAACGGAAAAGAAGAAAAGAAAUACGAAAAAUAUAUAGGAACAUUUAAAGAAAACGGAAUAAGAAUAGUACUUUAUGAAAUAGAGGACGAAAAAUAUACGGAAAAAUAUAUUAAAAGAAAAGAAAAACGGAACGAUAAUUGGAUAAACUGGCACGAUAAAAAGCAAAUAAUGGAGAAAGAAGACAAAAGUCGAUUAGGAAUUUGUUAUAAAAGGAAAUACCCUCACCAAAGAAAUGAUAAUCCAGAAAACAGAAUACAAAUUUUAGAAUAUUGGAAAGAAUAUUAUCACCCAGAACAAGAAGAAACAAAUCAAGAAAAAAUAAGGACUAAAGAAAAAUUAUUUGAAGAAAUAUAUAGGAAAGGAUACAAACCAAAAUGGUACAAGGAAGAGAAGGAACAACACGAAGAACAAUCUAUAUGGAAAAAUACCAUUAAAAAUGUAGACAAUGAAAUAAUUGAAAUAAUAAACCAAGAGGAAGAAAUGAAUGAAAAAAUUGCAGAUUAUGACUAUAAUGAAACGGAUGAGGAAAUGCUCAUGCUAGAAGAAAUUUCACAGACAGACGAAAAGUUAGAAAGAAUGGAGAAUGAGGAAAAACACAAAGGGAAAAGCUUUGUAAUAAUCAUCUUAUGGGAUGACGAAGGGACAUGGAUUUCAAGAAGAGAAAAUAUGAAUAAAGUGUAUUACGGAUUAUACCAAUACCCUGGAGGAGGAAAAGAAGACAACGAAUCAUUUAAAGAGGCAGCAAUAAGAGAAUUAGAAGAAGAAACGGGAAUAGAAAGAAAUAUUGAAGAUCUAGAAUAUGUAACAACGCAUAAAUGGAAAAAUAACGGACAAGAAUGUAAAACCAAAGUAUAUUUAGUAAGAUUAUUCAGAAUAAUAGGAGAAAGACCAGAAGUAAGAGAACCAAACAAUAUAAAAGAAUGGAUAAAAAUAGAUUAUAAGAAUCUAAGACACUACAAAAUGACACCUACUAUAGAAUAUGAUAAAGAAAAAAUCAUAAAAAGUCUUGAAAAAGAGAUCUAA